AUGAUUAAUCUUGAGUGAGAUCUGUCACUCAAGACUGAGUCCCUCUGUAGAGCUGAUUCUAUCGUUCUCCCUUCUCUUUAUCCUGCCAAAGAGCAGCGGCUGCCAAAGUGUCUGAUGGGCACCUAGGACGUGCAGAUGGGUGGAAGACCUCGGAAACCGGUGCAGCGAAGCAAGGCGACCAUCCUUUGAAAGACGAGCUACUGUCACGUGUGCGCGCGCAUAUAUGCGUGUUCUCCAGAACAUCCACUCAUUCUUCAAUACCAUGAUCAUCUCUCGUGUUUCAGGCGUCAAAGCAACCUUUCCGGCGUCACUCGGUUAUGGUUCCUUGGCCGGGUUGCCAAAGGAUGUUGGGGAAGCAAAGAGGUUCAGCGGUCUGUUGCUCGUCACGUAG
Messenger RNA from Ceraceosorus bombacis, 391 nucleotides. Lineage: Eukaryota; Fungi; Basidiomycota; Exobasidiomycetes; Ceraceosorales; Ceraceosoraceae. The record is from the annotation of a GenBank genome assembly.